Erythranthe guttata (spotted monkey flower) is the source of this 1377-nucleotide messenger RNA. Its product is annotated as peroxidase superfamily protein. The record is from RefSeq and is a predicted model, not a curated record. Lineage: Eukaryota; Viridiplantae; Streptophyta; Magnoliopsida; Lamiales; Phrymaceae. Gene Ontology annotation, biological process: response to oxidative stress; hydrogen peroxide catabolic process. Gene Ontology annotation, molecular function: peroxidase activity; heme binding.
GUGAAAAAAAGACAUAAAUAAAAGCUAUAAAAGGGAUCCAACACGUAGUGCAGGCAUAAAGCAACAAACUCAUGCACAAAAGCCACAACCAAAAAAGUAUAGAAUAAAAAAUAAAAAAUAAAAGCAAUUAAUUAAUUAAUUAAUAAUUUUAUGGAACUAACUAACAGUAUAUAUAAGUGACUAAGAAACAUUAGCAAAUAUAACAGUCUACUAAAAAAUGGAAGCUCUAUACUCAGUAGUUUUUCUACUCAUGCUGAUUCUUAUCACUAAUGUAAUAAUAUUUCCAGCCUUAGGUCAAAUAGUGUCACUAAAAACAGGCUUCUACUCUUCUUCGUGUCCUAAAGCGGAGUCGAUAGUUCGAUCGACAGUCGAAUCCCAUUUCAACCAAGACUCCACCUUGGCUGCCGCUUUGCUCAGGCUCCAUUUUCACGAUUGUUUCGUUCAAGGGUGUGACGCUUCGGUUUUGAUCGACACUCCUUCUUCGGAAAGAAAGGCGGUGCCUAAUUUAGGGUUGAGAGGAUUUCAAGUGAUUGAUGAUGCUAAAUCGCAGCUCGAGGCCUUGUGUCCAGGUGUCGUCUCGUGUGCCGAUAUAUUAGCGUUGGCUGCUCGUGAUUCUGUCGAUUUGAGUGGCGGCCCGAGUUGGGGAGUGGGUACGGGAAGAAGAGACGGAAGAAUAUCUUUGUCUUCGGAAGCUUCCAAUUUGCCGAGCCCUUUCGAUUCCGUAGCUAUUCAGCAACAGAAAUUUGCAGCCAAAGGCCUUGAUGACCAUGAUCUUGUCACACUUGUUGGAGCACACAGCAUAGGGCAAACAGAUUGCCUUUUCAUGCGAUAUCGACUCUACAACUUCACGGCAAGUGGGACCGCUGAUCCGACUAUAAGCCAAUCAUUCUUAGGUACAUUACAAUCUCUUUGUUCAAAAGAUGGAGACGGUUCGAAAAGGGUGGCGUUGGAUAAAGACAGCCAGUUCAAAUUCGACUCGAGUUUCUUCAAGAAUCUGAGGAACGGUAACGGCAUUCUUGAAUCGGACCAAAGGCUUUGGGGUGACUCAUCAACGCGUAGAAUUGUCGAUAAUUACGCGGGGAGUAUAAGAGGUUUGCUUGGUUUUAGGUUUAAUUUCGAGUUCCCGAAAGCUAUGAUUAAAAUGAGUAGCAUUGAGGUAAAGAGUGGUGCACAAGGGGAGAUUAGAAAGGUUUGUUCAAAAAUCAAUUGACUCACUAUAUAUAUGUGAGUUAUUAUUAAUUAUAUAUGCUUAAUGAAGAAAUGAGAAAAAAAAAAAAAAACUAUGUUAUUUUUAGUUUAGAAUUCAAUAAUUCAUGUAUGUAGGCAAAUAAUGGAACAAUGGUAUUUGAUGAAGGAAAAAAUAAAUAAUUAUGGUUU